Scleropages formosus (Asian bonytongue) is the source of this 929-nucleotide messenger RNA. RefSeq names its product zinc-binding protein A33-like. The coding region runs from base 250 to 840 and encodes 196 amino acids. The record is from RefSeq and is a predicted model, not a curated record. The transcript is spliced from 2 exons. Gene Ontology annotation, molecular function: protein binding. NCBI's taxonomy places the organism in Eukaryota, Metazoa, Chordata, Actinopteri, Osteoglossiformes, Osteoglossidae.
GUGUAUUUUGAAAAAAAAGUUUUUAAGAAGUCACAUAAAAUUAAUUAUUUCAAUGGCCUGAUGUACUUCUAGUAAACAUGUUUGUGAGAGCUGGUAAGUAGAGUGGAGCUGAAUUCAUCCCACAGAACUGAGUUUGGUUCUUCUAAUGCUCUAUGUGACACUCUGUGAGACUCUGUCCUAUAAGAAUGGACACGAAAGACACUGAGACAAGUCCCAACUGACUGCAGUAUCUGCUGUGCCACUAAUUCCAUGUGUCUCAUUUUUAUUUCUCUCUCUACAGAACUUCUGAAGGCACAAAGAUACGCAGUUGAUGUGACUCUGGACCCUGAUACAGCACAUCUUCAACUCGUCCUGUCUGAGGACAGGAAACGAGUGAAACAUGAAAACACAAAGCAGGAGCUCCCUGACAACCCAGAGAGGUUUAAACGCCGGAUAGGUGUCCUGGGAAAAGAGGGUUUUUCUUCAGGGAAACAUUACUGGGAGGUGCAGGUUGGGGACAAAACUGACUGGGAUUUAGGAGUGGUCAGAGAGUCCAUCAACAGGAAGGGAAAACCUAUAUUGAGUCCCAAUAAUGGUUACUGGACUAUCUGGCUGAGGAAUGGAAAUGAGUAUAAGGCUAAUGCUGAGUCCUCUGUUUCCCUCCCCCUGAGUGUGAGGCCCCAGAAGGUGGGGGUGCAUGUGGACUAUGAGGAGGGUCAGGUCUCCUUUUACAGUGUGGAGGACAAGUCUCAUAUCUACACUUUCACUGGAUAUAAAUUCACUGAGAAGCUCUAUCCGUUCUUCUGCCCAGGCUUCCAGAACUCAGCCCCACUGAUAUCUCCUGUCAGUGACACAGACUGAAGACACUGAUUUUAGCUUUUAAUGUUCAAAUUAUGAUGUCAUAUUCUGAUUUAAUUUCCCUUCUCACCCGUAUUCAGGGUUUGUAAUUU